Molecule: messenger RNA, 2301 nt
Organism: Bursaphelenchus xylophilus (pine wood nematode)
Lineage: Eukaryota; Metazoa; Nematoda; Chromadorea; Rhabditida; Aphelenchoididae
Source: the annotation of a GenBank genome assembly
AUGAGAGUGGAUGACAAAGAUGGCAUCAGUUAUGACGGUUUCUGCAUUGAUCUGCUCAAGGAAAUGGCCAAAGUCCUCAAUUUCACAUUUGAAAUAAUCGAAGUUGAAGAUGGCACAUAUGGGGUUCAGGUACGCUUAUAAAGAUUGAAAGAUGACAUCACUUAGGACGAAACUGGAAGAUGGAAUGGAAUCAUUGGAGUGCUCCAGAGACACGAGGCGGAUCUCUCAAUAUCCGCGGUUACAAUCACCUACAGUCGAGUUAAGGUCAUCGGUAAGAUCUGUCAAUCGAUGGACGUCCAUUUCAGACUUCACCCUUCCAUUUAUGCAUCUGGGUAUCGCCAUUCUGAUGAAUAACAAAAAUCCAGAAGAGGUUGUUCCCGCUGGCAGUACUCUUUUCACCUUCUUGGAGCCCCUUUCGUUUUCUGUUUGGGUGGCACUGGUUGUGGCUUAUCUUACUGUAGCCCUGACUAUGUGUUUGGUCGCCAGAUUCAGUCCGUACGAAUGGUGAGAACUACUCUCAGAGGAGUAAAACCUUGGAGCGACAAUUGGUGAAACUGAAAAACAUUAUUUUUCCUGUAUACAGGUGUCGAAGUUAGGGUAAUCGACUGGUUAAUUUUUAAAAUCAUGUUCAUUUUUUCCGAACGUUAUUUUUCUAAAUAGUAAACUAGUAAUUUUUUGAUUUUCUUACAAAUAUACUCGAUUUAGGGUUUUUUGAGUGUGCUGAUUACGAAAAUCGUGCUCAUUUUUGCUGAUUGCUACUAAUUACUUUAUAGUACUACUUAAAAAAGGUAUAUAAAAAUCAGAUAAAAUGAACAAGGUUUGCGGAAUCAGCACCAUCGAAACCCCAUAGAUCGGUACUCGUAAAACAAUCAAAAAAAAUUGUAUUUGUCCGGAACCCCUGAUAAAUUCACAGUGCGCAAAGCUUGCGGCCAAAUGUCUACGCACUUUUGAAGAAGCGCAGUACUUUUCAGUUUCCCCAAUUGACGACGUUCCGAGUAAAAACAUGGUUGUUUUAGGUUUGACGUUCAACAAAUCGAUGAGAGGGAUAGGAGUAUGGACAAUCACAAAAAUCAAUUCAACAUUUGGAACAGUCUCUGGUUUGCUAUUGGGUCUCUAAUGCAACAAGGAAGUGAUGUCAUUCCCAGGGCUGUGGCCACAAGAACAGUGGCUGUGAUGUGGUGGAUGUUUACUUUGAUCACCAUAUCAUCGUAUACCGCUCAGUUGGCCGCUUUUCUGACAGUUGAACGUAUGAGUACGUCAAUUGAGAAUGCAAUGGAUCUGGCUUCACAACAGAGAAUCAAGUUCGGCACCUUGAAGAAUGGCAGUACCAUGGAUUUCUUCAGAGAAUCCAAGAUCCCCAUCUAUGAGAGGAUGUGGUCGGUGAUGCAAUCUACAAGUCCCACUGUAUUUGUGAACUCAUCUAAGGAAGGAAUCGCUCGAGUGAAAGCCGGGAACUAUGCCUAUAUGAUGGAAUCUAUUAUGAUCGAGUAUCAGAAGGGCCAGGACUGUGAUCUGGAGACAAUUGGAGGACUGUUGGACUCUAAGGUAUAUAAGCGCCAAUUCAAAAUACAUAUUGAUUAUUCAUAGGGAUACGGUGUCGCUGUUCCUAAAGGCUCUCCGUUGAGGAACGAACUGUCCAAAACAAUAUUACAAUUACAAGAAAGGACAAUCCUCGAAGCUUUAAAGAAUAAAUGGUGGAAAAAUAAGGGUAAUAUCCAGGCAUGUAACUAAUUUAUGUUUUAGAUAACCUCAAAUGCCCAGUCUCCGUAGAUGCCUACAGUUCAGCAACCAGGGUAUACGGUAUCUUCUUCGUGCUCUUGGCCGGAAUUCUUGUAGCCAUCUUGGUGGCCAUAGGCGAAUAUUUCGUGGAGUCCAAACAUCAGAGUCCGCGAUUGGAUUUCACAUUGUUGGGUAAACUUUCCUUAUGGAUCCACAAGAGGAAACAACCUCAAACCAUGUCUGGACUUAGACAGCGCCUUCAGAUGUACGAUGGAUUGUAUGGGUGAGGGUCGGCAGGAAAUAUGUUUAUGUUGAUUCAGUGCCAUUCCGAUGGGUAAUCUCUGGAUGCUCGACAUGCAAAGAAGAGCGGCAAUGGCGGCGAAUCAGAACAAUCGGACUAAUCGGCGAGAAUCAUUGACCCAAUUGAGUAUAUCAGAUCACGGAAGAAGCCCCUCUCCGGGCUCCCAUCAAUUCGAACCAAUCAGAAGAGAUGCCCAGCAGAGCCUUCGAAAGUACAGCAGGCUUAUUCCGCCUAGUGAUGUGGGACUUCUCAAUCGGCGGAUAUCUUCCGGAAAUCCGUAA